AUGAGCACAGCAAUCCCAGUGCCGUCCAGUCCCUGCUUUGGGCCCGGGCAAAGCCUUGUUUUCAACCCGCUGCCUCUUGGUCACUACCAACCACACGACCAGCGACACAACCAGCACCACCAACCUUCAGCAGAGCCGACGCAGCAUCAAAAGCCCGCCGCACGGCCGUCGCCACCGCAACAGCAGCAGUGCUCAUCGGGGAGCGCCGAGUCUUGUCCACAAAACAAGAAAAAGACAAAGGCUUCUUCGAGCGGCAAGCGCGCACAAGAGCUGGUCCCGCCUCCAAGACUCGAGAUCAGGGGCAAAGACGUGGACGACAAGGCCCUCAUCUCACCAUUGAUGCUAUCCGAGAGCCCGAGGACGGCGACGGCGGUGGGAGGGGCUGCUGGUGGUGGUCAUGGAUAG
This is a messenger RNA of Pyricularia pennisetigena, 405 nucleotides long. RefSeq lists its product as uncharacterized. The record is from RefSeq and is a predicted model, not a curated record. Lineage: Eukaryota; Fungi; Ascomycota; Sordariomycetes; Magnaporthales; Pyriculariaceae. The transcript has a single exon. Bases 1 to 405 code for a protein of 134 amino acids.